Molecule: messenger RNA, 6861 nt
Organism: Xenopus laevis (African clawed frog)
Lineage: Eukaryota; Metazoa; Chordata; Amphibia; Anura; Pipidae
Gene: diaph1.S
Product: diaphanous related formin 1 S homeolog
Exons: 28
Coding region: 480-4112 (1210 amino acids)
Source: RefSeq, a predicted model, not a curated record
UAACACUCUGUGACCAGCAGGCGGCGCUCCAGCUACACACACAAGAACCCACGUGGGACAUACACGAUACAAUUGCCCAGCUUAUUUGUCAAUCGACUGUUCCUCUUAUUCUGCACCCAGACAACACUACUACAUGAAAUUAAUUUGAUAUAAACGCGGCAAGUGCUGCUAAAAGCACAUUAAUUCAGAAUCAUGUAAUAGGGUCUCCCCGCCCCAGAGCUGCGGAUGGUCCGUUCCAAAACCCGGAAGUGCUGAGGAAUAAGUUUAUUGGAAGCGGAGCAUGUGUAGCUGCGGGCGCGCGCUUAUGUAUAUGCAAAUGAGAUGUUAAUGAGAUGCUAAUGAGGCGUGUCUGACAGCGGUGUCACACUGAUUUGGGCUGAGGGGAAGGGACACCCCAGAGCUUCCAUAGGAGACUUGUCGGCUGUCGGUGGAACGAGCUUGAGCCGCUGUCCUGCAAGUCCCCGGGUUAAAGCGACACAAUGGAACCUCCAGCCGGGGGAGGCGGAUAUGCAGGGGGACCCCCGCCGCCUUCCAAGAGCAACAAGGAGAAAAAGAAGCCGAAGGGCCAAGACGAAGGUGGAGAUGGAAAGUCCAAGAAAUUUACCUUUAAGCGGCUGAUGGGAGAUGAGCUGAGAUUUACCAGUAUGCGGGCGAAGAAAGAAAAGGAGAAGCCUUAUGCGCCGCACAGAAAUUCCACUAACUUCACAGACAACGCGAGCCCCCUCCAAACCUUGCAGGAACUUGAAGAUGAAGUCGUGCUUCAGCUGUUUGAAAAAAUGCUGGAUGAUAUGAACCUCAAUCUGGAGAAGCAGCAACCGCUACGAGAGAAGGACAUAAUGAUAAAAAGAGAGAUGGUGUCCCAAUAUCUGCACACAUCCAAAGCCGGCAUGAGCAAAAAGGAGAGUUCUCGUUCUGCAUUAAUGUACAUUCACGAAUUAAAGUCUGCAAUAGGAGAAGGUUCCCUGCUUGCUUGCUUAGAGUCACUAAGAGUAUCUUUAAAUAACAAUCCUGUCAGCUGGGUGCAGAAUUUUGGUGUUGAGGGUCUUUUGUGCCUUUUAGAUAUUCUCAAAAGAAUACAGGAUGAGCAAGCAUUCAUGCGGGAUACGAAAAGCGAACAUGAGAUCAUCCGAUGUCUGAAAGCUUUUAUGAAUAACAAUUUUGGAAUUAAGACAAUGCUGGGCACAGAAGACGGGAUUUUGCUGUUAGCAAGAGCAGUAGAUCGAUCUGUCCCUGCGAUGAUGAUUGACUCUUUGAAGCUGCUUUCUGCCCUGUGCAUCCUCCCCCAGCCAGAGGACAUGCAUGAACAGGUUCUUGAAGCCCUCACUGAAAGAGCAGAGAUGGAGGAAAUGGAACGAUUUAAACCUCUUCUAGAUGGGUUAAGCACUGGAAGUCCCGUGGCCCUGAAGGUGAGCUGUAUGCAACUAAUCAAUGCAUUGAUCAGCCAAGGAGAAGAGUUAGAUUACCGAGUUCACAUCCGAAGUGAACUGAUGCGCUCAGGACUGAACAAGCUCCUAAAGGAAUUACAUAAUACUGAAAACGAAGACCUGAAGGUGCAAGUUGCUAUUUUUGAAGAGCAUUCUGAACUUGAUUCUGAUGACUUGCGAGGACGUUUGGAUGACAUCCGCAUUGAAAUGGAUGACUUCAGUGAUGUUUUCCAAGUCUUGCUGAAUACCGUCAAGGACUCUUCCGCAGAACCAUUGUUUCUUUCCAUCCUCCAACAUCUUCUACUAAUUAGAAACGAUUACGAUGCCAGGCCACAAUACUAUAAAUUGAUAGAUGAAGUUAUAGCACAGAUAAUCCUUCAAAGAAACGGUGCUGAUCCAGACUUCAGAUGCAAGCAUGUAAACGUCGAAAUUGAAAAUCUGAUUGAUCAUUUAAUUGACAAAAAGAAAGUAGAAACAAGUGAGGCAAAAGCACGGGAUCUGGUGAAAAAGUUGGAUCUAGAGCUAACCGCACGCCAUGAGCUCCAGGUGGAAAUGAAAGCCAAAGAGAAUGAUUUGGAACUGAAAAUAACAGAGCUGCAGGGGGAGAAAGAAGCUUUAGGUUCCGAAAAGCAACAGAUCGUUGCUGACAAGCAAAAACUGGAGACAGAACUCACCCAGCUUGAAGAGAAGGUUGAAAAAUUGUCAAAGGAACUUGAAGUUACCAAAGAAGAAAUGGCAUUGAUGUCCACAUCUGCUGUUUUAAUCCCUGUACCUCUUUCCUCUGGAAAUGUGCCACCAGCACCUUCACUUCCUCCCUCCACUGCCAAUCCUCCGGCACCCCCUCCUCCACCACCACUUCCAGGUGGAAUUGGUAUUCCAGCCCCUCCCCCACUUUCAGUUGGUACUUGUAUUCCUCCACCUCUCCCACUUCCAGGUGGCACUUGUAUUCUUCUACAUCCCCCACUUUCAGAUGGCACUUGUAUUCCUCCAACUCCCCCAUCUCCAGCUGGCUCUGGUAUUCCUCUGCCUCCCCCACUUCCAGGUAACUCUGGUAUACCUCCCCCACCGCCAUUUCCAAGUGGCCCUGGAAUUCCUCCUCCCCCUCCCCUAUUUCCUUCUGGUCCAGGAGCUCCACCUCCACCACCAUUUCCUGGUGGCCCUGGUGUUCCACCUCCACCACCAGGAUUUGGAGGUUGGGGGGCACCAGCACCCUUACCAUUUGGCUUGGCUCCUAAGAAGGUUUAUAAGCCAGAGGUGCAACUGAAGAGACCCAACUGGUCAAAGAUCACUCCUACUGAGCUCUCGGAGAAAUCUUUUUGGACUCAGGCAAAAGAAGGCCGUUACGAAAAAGAAGAGCUGUUUGCUAAACUAACCCUCACGUUUUCUCAACAAACCAAGUCUUCUAAAGCAAAAAAAGGUGAAGAAGGUGAUGACAAAAAAGCUGUACAGAAGAAGAAAGCAAAGGAACUCAAAGUGUUGGAUUCCAAGACAGCCCAGAACCUGUCAAUCUUCCUUGGUUCGUUCAGAAUGCCGUACCAGGACAUCAAAAAUGUCAUCCUAGAGGUGAACGAAGAAGUGUUAACUGAAUCAAUGAUUUCAAAUCUGGUCAAGCAGUUACCAGAACCAGAUCACUUACAGAUGUUGGCAGAGUUCAAGGAUGAGUACAAGGAUUUGGCAGAGCCAGAGCAGUUUGGAGUAGUGAUGUGCAGUGUCCCCCAAUUGCAGCCACGACUCAAUGCCAUUCUCUUUAAACUUCUCUUUAACGAGCAAGUUGAAAAUAUUAAGCCAGACAUUGUGUCGGUGACAGCUGCUUGUGAAGAAGUGCGAAAGUGCCAAAGCUUUGCUGGUCUCCUGGAAAUCAUACUGCUGGUUGGGAACUACAUGAACGCUGGAUCAAGGAACGCUGGGGCUUUUGGCUUUGACAUUAGUUUUCUUUGCAAGUUAAAAGAUACCAAAUCAGCAGACCAGAAAACAACGCUGCUACAUUUCCUUGUUGAGACUUGUGAGAAUGACUACCCUGAUGUAUUGAAGUUUCCAGAUGAGAUGGUUCAUGUAGAAAAGGCCAGUAGAGUGUCGGCUGAAACAUUGCAAAAGAACUUGGAUCAAAUGAAAAAGCAGAUUGCAGACCUUCAGACAGACAUUGAGAGCUUCCCACCAGCAGAAGAUGACAAGGAUAAGUUUGUAGAAAAGAUGGCAAUAUUUGUCAAGGAAGCUCAAGAACAGUAUACAAAACUUUGCAUGAUGCACGAAAACAUGCUGUCGUUGUUCCAAGAUUUGGGGAAAUACUUUGUGUUUGACCCCAAGAAAACUUCCAUUGAAGAGUUCUUCUCAGACCUGCAGAAUUUCAGAAACAUGUUCUUGCAAGCUCUCAAAGAUAACCAGAAGAGACGGGAAACAGAGGAGAAGAUGAAAAGAGCCAAACUUGCCAAGGAGAAGGCAGAGAAGGAGAGGUUAGAGAAGCAGCAGAAGAAAGAACAAUUGAUUGAUAUGAAUGCAGAGGGUGACGAAACUGGUGUGAUGGACAGUCUGCUUGAAGCUUUGCAAUCGGGAGCCGCAUUCAGAAGGAAAAGGGGUCCCCGGCAAGCUAACAGAAAGGCCGGCUAUGCUUUCACCUCACUGCUAGCGGCGGAGCUCACUAAAGAAGAUGCAAUGGCCCCAGUGGCCGCUAAGAAGCAAAAACCCACUUAGACGGAUUUGAUAGAAAAGGACGUAUGACUGUAUGAAGAUUCCCAAGAUAUGCUUACACGAGCAAGUUAACGGGGCAGCUUACAACCACGUUUAAGCUUAUGUAUAGGAAACCUUUGUGGAACUUUGCAGAUCUCAGAAUAUGAUCAACACUGAAUCACUUUGGACUGUCAUUGAGGAAACAAGCAUGGCACUUUGUUCCAUUAGUAGUUUAAUAAUUUAUAUGCAGAGGUGGGGAUCAUCGGUGGUAUUUCUUUUCCUUUGUAUGCUUCGUUUCAGAAAGUGAAUGGGACAGGAGCUGUGUAACUUCAGCUUGCUAUGUAUUACAGACCUAAGUGGAGAUUGGCUGCGGUUCACAUGCCAAUGAAGGAAAUCCUGGGCUGGUAGGUUACAGGGUGAUUUUUAAGACCUGUAUACAAAGUGAAAAUAGCUUCACUCACCAAAGUCUUAGAUAGGAUAUUCUGCCUUAAAUACAGUUUCUUUGUGAUGGAGUCUCACACACCGAGGACCUUCAUAUCGGUCACUGUCCAUUUUACUUGAUGACACCAUGGAUUGUUCAAGCUUCUUUGCUGUGCCCCCAUAACGUUUCUAGGUCAAAGGAACAAACAUUUAGCUUUAGUUGCUUUGAAUUUUGAGCUCUUCUUCAUUGUUCACACUGGAUCCUUCUGUUGGUUGAUAAUGUCAUGCCUCAAGACCGCAGCCAUAUUUGUUUCUACAUUGUAUGACAUAGGAUUAUACCUCCAACCAAUCUCUCUGACAUAUCAUUUUAGUAUUACCUCUGAUAUACGCUGGCAAACUCAUUUUUAUACAAGUACGUUUGUCAUGAAUGUUGGGGCUUGGGAGUAUUCACACAAUGAGGUUUUACUGUGUUUCGAUUCAGGGUUUUUUAUUCUGUUAGGAUUCUUAUCAAUCCCUUGUUGAAAUUGAUCUAUUUUUGUAUUUUAUUUUUAAUGAAUGUAAAAUCAGAAUCUGAUGAGGUAACUGCAACAUUCAUCCGUUUUACCAUUUCAAUCAACGUUCCUGCUAUAUUGUAUGGGCAAGAAUGGAAGACCAAGAACAAAAAUAGACCUAUAUGGUUGUGGUCUCCAGUGACAUGGAACUAGCCACUACGAACAACAUAUGAACAUGGAAAGCCAAAAACACCAGCAGAGAUCUGUGCAAUGUAGUAAAUCCCGACCUGAACCGGCCCUCCCUCCACUCGCACUUGCCCAAGCCCGACUCCCAGUUUCCUUUUAUAGCCCUGCCGAUGACAUCACAAAAGGGGCGGGGCAAGCAGGUGCAUGGCUAUAAAACUGGAAGCCGGCAGUGUAAGGUGGCGGGCAGGGAGAGCAGGAAGAAGAGCUCAACCCGGACCCUCCACCUGCAAAUGGGGGUGCAAAGUUGGCCCGAAACCAACCCACCCGCGUGUAUCGGCCCGGCCUGCACAUCACUAGUGCAUUUUGCAGGUCUACAGAACAAUAAAUAAUUGUUGCAACUCAGUGACCACCCCCUCCAAAUAAAAACAACUUGGGUGAUUCAUGGCCUGUUUUUGCAAGGUUGCAAUUUAGCCGAUACCAACUGAUUCCAAAUUCAUAUUAGAAGGUUUUCUGCUUUGGUAACAAAGCUUUGCUCAGAUACAUUUGGAUUGUGUUUAAUAUGGAAACUCAAUCAAUUUCAGUAUUUGGUCAUCUCUUUUAUGGAGGGUUCUGUACUUAGCUGCAUCCAUACAUUAAUAACAUGGUGUGUCCCUUUAAGGCUUUGAUGAUAAUAGCGAGAGUAUCGCCAGGACCGUAUAAUGCAGCCCCAAUUUUGGCCCUGUGUAGGUGUCACUGUUGAUUUUCAUCCUUCCGGAAAAAAAAACAACUGUACCAUUAAUAUGAAUAUUUAGUCACUGCAAGGGCGAUGUUUUUCUUUUAUGAUUAUGCAGAUGUAUUUCUCAAAUGCUGGAAUGUAUUUAAACUUGUAUUUUGUUCUAUACACUAUACAUUAUAUAGGUUCAGAUUUAUAUGUUUAUUUUAUUUUAGGGGGAAAAAAAGCUAGAAUCAAACUGGAGUAAUUAUUAUUAUGGCUUAUUAUUGCCCAUCUUGAAAUGAUUGCCCAAUUUGUACUGUAUCAGUACCAGAUAAAAUGGAAGGAGAAGAGAGGCACUGUGCUGAUUGGUACAUAUACGCAUUCCUGAUGGAAGGGUAUUAAGAAGAAGCAGAAAAAUAGCCAGUAAUACAUGUAUUUUAUUAUUUAGCACCCACUCUUAUGGCGCAUUCACACAUUCUGUGCCGGUAUUACUGUAUUAUGAUUCCCCGUCUGUUCUGUCUUCAUUUAUUGUUCACAAGGUUUACAUUGGCGGCAACUGGAAAAGAACAUGUGUUCCUAGUAAAAUAAAAGACAUAUAAAUCCAUAGUUGGGGCUUUAUAGAAGUCCUUGACAGUGGCUAUAAGGUCUCAAAAGCCAGUGGCACUGAACUUUGUAUUGAAUGUACCUCUUCUGGGGCAAAUAAGCCCUCCAAUGAGUGUAAAACUCUGGUGAGCCAGUUGAUUGGCUGCUUGAGCACCAGUAUUGAAUCACUAUAGGUAAGUGAUGUGCGGGGAGGUUUGAGCUUCGAUCGCAUAACUACUACCUUCAAGCACUUUCUUUGUCAUGAAACUUGUUUGACGCAGCACUAUUCAGUUUGGCUGCUUACAUUUGCCUAAAGGUGGCCAUAGACGCUCAUAUAAUUUUGUACGAAACAAAUUUUCUUACGAUAUUCUGUGUGUGUAUGGUGGGAAACGAGCCAAAC